AUGGCAGAGAGGAUCAUUGUGUGUGAAAUGACUGAUGAUAUGAGAGAUGACGCAAUAAAAGAAGCAAGAAUUGCAGCUGAACAGAAAGAAAGUGAAAAGGAAAUUUCGCAAGCUAUCAAAAAGUUCUUUGAUAAUAAGUACUCCCCAUGCUGGCAUUGUAUUGUUGGGAAAAGCUUUAAUGGCUAUGUCUCUUACCAAACGAAGCACUUUAUCUUCUUCUAUGUCAAACAAAUUGCAGUCCUCCUAUACAAAAUGGGAUAA
Molecule: messenger RNA, 261 nt
Organism: Blepharisma stoltei
Lineage: Eukaryota; Ciliophora; Heterotrichea; Heterotrichida; Blepharismidae
Source: the annotation of a GenBank genome assembly